AGACCGAGCUGCUCCUGCUUCUGGGUCACCUGAGAGGUGCGCGGCGCCAUCUAUUGUUCCGGCGAAGACGAGCGGUUACUGCAGCCCGACGGAUGUUUGUUUCGCCCUGGGUGUGAAUAGAGCGUACUGUAUGUCGGCGAUUCACGCUAAACUUUUCCAGGGGAAACGAGGACUUCUUUAUAAAAACCUUAGAGGAAGAAACUGACAUGACCGGUGUCUGAUAAAGUCAAGAUCACUGGGAUAUAGCGAUAUCGCUGCUUCCCUGCCCGGGAACUGAGUGGGAAUAAUGGCUUCGAUGAGCUCCAUAGAAGCGGUGAAGAGGAAGAUCCAGAGCCUGCAGCAGCUGGCGGACGAUGCGGAGGAGCGGGCAGAGAUGCUGCAGAGAGAGGUGGACGAGGAGCGGACGGCCAGAGAGAGAGCCGAGGCUGAGGUGGCGUCCCUGAACAGACGUAUCCAGCUGGUGGAGGAGGAGUUGGAUCGCGCUCAGGAGAGACUCGCCACUGCGCUACAGAAGCUGGAGGAGGCUGAGAAAGCCGCGGAUGAGAGCGAGAGAGGAAUGAAGGUGAUAGAGAACAGAGCAACAAAAGAUGAGGAGAAGAUGGAGAUCCAGGAGAUGCAGCUGAAGGAGGCCAAACACAUCGCUGAGGAGGCUGACCGCAAAUAUGAGGAGGUGGCGCGUAAACUGGUGAUUCUUGAGGGUGAGCUUGAGCGCUCUGAGGAGCGAGCUGAAGUGGCUGAGGCUCGAGUCAGGCAGCUGGAAGAGGAACUUAGACUCAUGGACCAGAAUAUGAAAUCCAUGAUGGCCGGAGAGGAAGAGUACUCCACGAAGGAAGACAAAUAUGAAGAAGAAAUCAGAGUACUCACUGACAAACUCAAAGAGGCUGAAACACGUGCUGAGUUUGCUGAGAGGUCUGUGGCGAAGCUUGAGAAGACCAUUGAUGAUUUAGAAGAGAAACUGGCCCAGGCCAAGGAGGAGAAUCUGAACAUGCACCAAGUGCUUGACCAGACCCUUCUGGAGCUCAACAAUUUAUAAAGACGGAGUCUCACAGCACACUAAGCUCUCCAGCGGGGCCUGACGCAGCUCUUUGCUUUGAUAAGUCAUGUCUUUAUAGUCACACACUUGCCAGUUUCUUUCCAACAGUCCGAUGCAAACAAUGUCUUGCAAUAAUAGCAAUGCAGCAGUAUGUUAAACAAAUCAUUUAAUUGGAUUUGUAGUAUUUGUAAUAAAAUCAUUGUGACCUCUUUAUUAGAUUUUUUGAAGCAUUGUUUACUACAAAUGUAGUUUUUGACCUCAACUGAAAAAAUGCUGUAAUUUUCAACUUUAAAUUUAACCCUACCAACAAUUUAAAGGAAAGGUUUUGUACAAUGGAAUCACUUUUGAGGUUACUAUUUUUAAGCAUUUUCAUUGAUUUGUACCAAAAUGCACAUCCUGUGAUUGUAACCUGCAAAAAUUGUAACAUGAAUGUUCUUGUAUGCAGUGCUACAAACGUGUGGCCUUUCAAUGAAAUCUGCUGUUCCAAAUGCAACAUAUGCUAUUUAAAUGCAGAUCUCAUGUCCUACUCCCAAAGGGUCCAAAAAUUAAU
Messenger RNA from Carassius carassius (crucian carp), 1583 nucleotides. It is a transcript of the gene tpm2, whose product is annotated as tropomyosin 2 (beta). Gene Ontology annotation, cellular component: actin filament. The coding region runs from base 287 to 1033 and encodes 248 amino acids. Gene Ontology annotation, biological process: muscle contraction; actin filament organization. The record is from RefSeq and is a predicted model, not a curated record. Gene Ontology annotation, molecular function: actin filament binding. The transcript is spliced from 8 exons. Lineage: Eukaryota; Metazoa; Chordata; Actinopteri; Cypriniformes; Cyprinidae.